CCCAGCUGUCCCAAGGGCCACAUAAGCUCCUCACGGCGCCUACAUCUUGCUUUCUUCUUUCUACUUCUUCCUCAAUAAACCCUCACCAUUGUCAUAAUGGCUUUCCUACACAAGUUCGUUGCACUCUUCGUGCUCAUCGCUAUCACGCUCUCGUUCCUGAUCCAGUCUGCUGAGGCAGCGAAGGGACCUCUGAUCACCAACAAGGUCUACUUCGACAUCAAGCAUGGCGAUAAAGAACUCGGCCGCAUUGUGAUCGGCCUUUACGGCAAGACCACCCCCAAGACCGCCGAGAACUUCCGCGCAUUGGCAACCGGCGAGAAGGGCUACGGCUACCAGGGCUCCAAGUUCCACCGUGUCAUCAAGAAGUUCAUGAUCCAGGGAGGAGACUUCACCAAGGGCGACGGAACCGGCGGAAAGUCGAUCUAUGGCGAGAAGUUCCCCGAUGAGAACUUCAAGCUGAAGCACACUCGCCCCGGACUUUUGAGCAUGGCCAACUCCGGAAAGGACACCAACGGAUCGCAGUUCUUCAUUACCACUGUUGUCACUUCUUGGCUCGAUGGCAAGCAUGUCGUUUUCGGCGAGAUCCUCGAGGGCAUGGAGAUCGUCACCGCGAUUGAGAACGCUGAGACCAGCUACGGCGACAAGCCCAAGCCGGACGUGGAGAUCGUCAAGAGCGGAGAGUUGGAGGUUCCUGCUGAAGAACCCGAAUCCCCCGUUCCAAACGCACCAGCCGGCAUCCCCGCCGGCGCUGCAAUCGAUGAGCUUGAACUCGACAAGUCCGAGCCUGUUAUCGUCGCCCCCCACGGCGUCUAUGAGAAGGCCAAGGCCCACGGUCUGUCGUUCGGUGAAUUGCUGUUCAUCCUCGCCAUCAUUUGCGGCGCUGCCUGGUUCUACGUCAGGAUGAGAAGGAGGGCAGCUGCCACUGAUAAGAUCCACGAGUAACGUCGAAGCUGGCUUUGGCGGGGGGAGGCGGGAGGAUGAAGAGGAGGAAGAAAAUGAUACCGAUUGUUUAAACACAUGUCAAUUUGCAAUUGCUUGAUAUAGAUUUCAUUUGUGAAGUAACAAUGAGGUGAGGGGCCGAAAUGGCUCCUUCAUUAUCCUCUAGAAAGACUCAGCGAGCCAGCGGAUUUUUUUCGUUUAAUUCUGAUGUAUUCGACCUCUCUAGACCAUAGCAUCGGUAGCAAGUUAGCGUGUUUUUUUUGUUUGAAUCUUCAAUGCUUUCGAUCUCAUGUAGGCAGAUUAUGGCAGUUACAAAACCGUGUGCCCCCAUUGCCCC
This is a messenger RNA of Tricharina praecox, 1276 nucleotides long. Its product is annotated as cyclophilin-like domain-containing protein. The transcript is spliced from 5 exons. The record is from RefSeq and is a predicted model, not a curated record. Gene Ontology annotation, molecular function: peptidyl-prolyl cis-trans isomerase activity. NCBI's taxonomy places the organism in Eukaryota, Fungi, Ascomycota, Pezizomycetes, Pezizales, Pyronemataceae. Gene Ontology annotation, cellular component: endoplasmic reticulum; fungal-type vacuole. The coding region runs from base 97 to 942 and encodes 281 amino acids. Gene Ontology annotation, biological process: protein peptidyl-prolyl isomerization; protein folding.